Messenger RNA from Trichoderma atroviride IMI 206040, 1452 nucleotides. RefSeq lists its product as uncharacterized. Gene Ontology annotation, molecular function: hydrolase activity, acting on carbon-nitrogen (but not peptide) bonds, in linear amidines. Lineage: Eukaryota; Fungi; Ascomycota; Sordariomycetes; Hypocreales; Hypocreaceae. The record is from RefSeq and is a predicted model, not a curated record.
AUGUUCAAUCAACUGCGGCAACAGUUCUUGCAGGACCCCUGCUUGGAUCUCCAACUUGGCCAAGAGGACGGCCAGAGGAACCGAGUUCCCUUGACCAACAACUGCAAGAAAGAGUCUAACGAAAGUGUAACGAAUCGCCAAAUAGAAGGUAUACAAUCUCAUGAUUGGCAGUCACACACAGCCACACAGGGUGCCUUGUAUCAAAUCAACCAAAGACGACUCUGGGAGGAAAUACACAAGACUUCCUGUUUUGGGUUAUUGUCAUUGAAGCAGGGCAUGAACAGGCUAUCAUUGAGCGUGGAUGAUAAGCUUGUUCGGGACUAUCUUUGCACUGAGGCUAGAUUGCUGGGCUGCCAGGUACGAACUGAUGAGAUGGGCAAUAUAUUUGCCAUUCGACCAGGACGAAACAAUGCCAUACCGCCGAUCGGAAUGGGGAGUCAUCUCGACACACAACCUGCUGGUGGCCGGUUUGACGGUAUACUUGGAGUGUUGGCUGGAUUGGAGGUCUUGAGAACAAUGAAUGAGAACGAUAUUCAGACCUAUGCUCCAGUAGCUGUCAUCAAUUGGACAAAUGAGGAAGGGGUACGAUUUACUCCAGGUUGCACUGGUUCCGCAGUUUGGGCUUCUCAUAUACCGCUAGAGAUUGCUCAUGCCAUGCCAGAUACUUCAAAUACAACAACCAUGAAGGAAUCGCUCUCAUCUAUUGGUUAUCUUGGGGAGACGAAGGCUAGCCACAAAGAAAAUCCGCUCUCAGCCCAUUUUGAGCUUCACAUAGAGCAAAAUCGAAAGCUACAAGAUUCACAAAGGAGAAUCGGCAUUGUGACAAAGAUCCAGGGCAUUCGGUGGUAUCGAGUUCAAGUCUUGGGCCGUCGUGACCAUGCCGGAGCAACUCCGAUGCAGGAGCGCGCAGAUGCCUUGGUUGCGACAGCAAAAUUUAUUUCAUUCCUCGACAGGCAAGCCCUUAUCACCUCCGCAGUCGCAACAGUGGGGGUACUCAAUCUGGAACGCCCAUCAUUGAAUACAGUACCUGGCUGGGCCAGCUUUACAAUGGACAUUCGCCACCUGUCAGAGGCAACCCUGGAGAAAUUUGAGUCUGCGAUCGAUGCCAUGGCAAACUUACUUAAAGCUGAGAAUAGCGGGCUUGACUUUCAGAUUGAGCGCACUUGGCACAGUCCCGCGGUCGAUCUUGAUCCUGCUGCCAUCAAAUGCACCCAAGACGCGGCAGGCGAUGCUAUCGGAGCGGGCCAGCUCAUGGAGAUGGUGAGCUUUGCCGGCCACGACAGUGCAUUAACAGCAAUGGCGGUGCCGACUUCGAUGAUUUUCGUACCGAGUAGAGAUGGCAUCAGCCAUGCACCGGCGGAAUUCACCAGCGAACGGGACUGCGGCAAUGGCGCCCAAGUGUUAUUAGGCGCUGUUCUUAACUACGAUAGUAGACUGGAAAGUCAGAAAUGA